Messenger RNA from Meloidogyne enterolobii, 855 nucleotides. NCBI's taxonomy places the organism in Eukaryota, Metazoa, Nematoda, Chromadorea, Rhabditida, Meloidogynidae. The record is from the annotation of a GenBank genome assembly.
AUGUGUAUUACUUUUAUUAUUAAUGCUGAUAAUGAUUUAAUUUUGGGAAGAUUCAAAUUAAUAUUGUUAAAUAAUAGAGAUGAAGAAUUUUCUCGCCCUACUUCUGCACUAGCUUGGUGUGAUGGAAUUUUGGCGGGGAGAGAUGAACGUGAAAAGGAAAGAGGUACUUGGCUUGGAAUUGACAGAAAUGGGAGAAUUGGAAAUUUAUUGUCUAUAACAGAACCAAAAAAUGUUUUUAAAUCUUUUGCACCAAGCAGAGUUACGAAUUUUUUGAAUGGACAAACUUCUGCUGAAAACUUUCUUUUUCAACUUAGAGGAGAAAAUUUUAAAGAUUUUAAUGGAUUUCAAUUUGUUAUAUUAGAAAGAAUUGAAGAUUGUUAUGAACUUUAUUCUUUUACAAAUAGAUUUGAUAAUUCUGAACCCGUGCAUUGGCCUAAAGGCCUUCAUGUUUUCAGUAAUAGUCCAAGAAUAACUCCCUUCAAAAAGGCUAUUUAUGGCGAAAAACUCCUUCAAUCAUUAAUUGACCAAUUCUCUACAAAAAUUGAUUUUACUGAAGAGGAUUUAAUUAAUGAACUUUUUGAAAUUGGUUCUAAUACAGAAAUACAUUUUCCGGAUGAACAAAUUCGUCUACAAACUGGUUCUACUGACUCAAAAUACAAAUUGUUAUGUUCAAUUUUUGUUAAUGGGCAUUUACAAGGAAGAAAUUAUGGAACAAAAUCAACUUCAAUAAUACUGGUUGAUAAAAAAGACAAUGUAAGCUUUUAUGAAAGGCGUGUGCUUGACAUAGCUAAACCAAUGGAUGAUCCUUCUAAAUUUGAAUAUUCUGUCGAAAGAUUUUUAUUGGAAAAAUACUAA